Molecule: messenger RNA, 759 nt
Organism: Linum tenue
Lineage: Eukaryota; Viridiplantae; Streptophyta; Magnoliopsida; Malpighiales; Linaceae
Source: the annotation of a GenBank genome assembly
UUGUCCUGCAACCGACUACGGAGGCUCCCUUUCCCCACCGUUCGUAUAACCUGUGUUGUUACCGCGUUGGUGGGUCGAGGAGCUAUUACCGUCUUUUCGCCCGAUGGCCAUCUCUUCCAGGUCGAAUACGCACUGGAGGCCGUCCGCAAGGGAAACGCGGCCGUUGGCGUCCGUGGCACCGACUUCGUCGUCCUCGGCGUCGAGAAGAAAUCCGCCGCCAAGCUUCAGGACUCCAGAUCAGUGAGGAAAAUCGUCAACCUCGAUAAUCAUAUUGCUUUGGCAUGUGCUGGCCUUAAGGCAGAUGCUCGAGUGCUAAUCAACAGGGCCAGAAUUGAAUGUCAAAGCCAUAGGCUAACAGUGGAGGAUCCUGUCACUGUUGAGUAUAUCACCCGUUACAUUGCUGGACUUCAGCAAAAGUACACACAAAGCGGCGGUGUCAGGCCAUUUGGGCUUUCGACCUUAAUCAUAGGGUUUGAUCCAUACACUGGGGUGCCCUCACUUUAUCGGACAGAUCCUUCUGGCACUUUUUCAGCUUGGAAAGCAAAUGCAACUUGGAGGAACUCCAACUCCAUCAGGGAGUUUCUGGAGAAGAAUUAUAAAGAAACUUCUGGUCAAGAAACCAUCAAGCUUGCAAUCCGGGCCUUACUGGAGGUAUGUACUCAUAUGGAAUUGGGGGACCAACUUUUCAAGGUAAAUGAUUGUAUGAUUACGCUUAUAUGCUCAUUUUAUUGUAGAAACCAAGGAUUUGAUACAGAAAUA